Molecule: messenger RNA, 705 nt
Organism: Schistosoma spindalis
Lineage: Eukaryota; Metazoa; Platyhelminthes; Trematoda; Strigeidida; Schistosomatidae
Source: the annotation of a GenBank genome assembly
AUGGAAAGGAAGAAAAAGAACUUGUUAUUCGGAACUUUGACAGUCAUUGGAGCUGUUCUAAUUCAAAUAACUUUUGGUUACUUUUAUACAAUCGCGAAUAUGGUUCCGUAUAUUUUGAGUUAUAUUAAAGCUCGUGUUGACCCCAAUGUACAAAGUCAAUCAACUGUUUGGCUCUCAGCGCUUGCACUGGCAUCUCAAGGAUUAUCAAUGGCACUUGGUGGACUCUUGUAUCAAAAAGCUGGUUUCCGUGUGGUUGUAGGACUAGGAUGUUUACUACAUAGUGGAAGUGUUUUCUUAACAAAUAUUACAAUUCAAAGGACUUUCAUCGGUGUUAUUAUAACAUACUCAGUACUCAUGGGUUUGGGGCUUGGAUUUGCAUAUUCGGUAGUGAUGGGAGUAGCUGCGAAAUGGUUUCCAAAACGACGAUUUCUCAUUGUUGGUUUAGUUGUUGGUGGAUUUGGACUGGGAGCACUUGUUUUUACGCCCAUUCAGACAGUACUUAUCAAUCCGAACAACAUACCGGUGAAUCCCACUACAAAGCUAUUUGACGAUCCUGAGAUAUUAGAUAGAAUACCAAGAGCAUUUCUCAUCUUAGGCGGGAUUUUAAUUAGUGGGCAAAUAGUUGGUUUCCUCCUCAUGAGCGAGAAAAAACAAAAGGAUAAACCUGAUACUGCUAAAGUAAAUACUAACGUAAAUUUCCUCUGA